AGGAUAAUAUAUGCCAGGAGCUAGAACUUAAGGUAUCCCAAGUUCACGAAAACCCUGAAUUUAUUAAAAUGCGACAGCAAUUACUUGAUGAUCUUAAAGGUCAAAAAGAACAUCAUUCACAGGAAGUAAAAGAGUUUCGCAAGGAGAUGAAAAUAAAUGAUAUUAAGUGUCAUCAGUUAACAAAUGAAGUUUUCGAUGUGCGGAAAAACUUUAUUCAAAUGCGAGAACAAUUACUUAAUGAUCAAAAAAGUCAAGAAGAACGUCAUUUACAAGAAGUAAAAGAGCUUCGCUUGGAGUUAGAAUCAAAGGAUAAUAAUCUUAAAGAUGCAGAAGAACAUCAUUUGCGAGAAGUAACAGAGCUUCGCAAGGAGCUGAAAAUAAAUGUUAAUAUGUGUCAGCAGUUAACGAAUGAAGUCUUCGAGAUGCAGAAAAGUCUUGAAAGCCAUUUACUAGAAAUAAACGAGAAGCAUAAGGAGCUGGAGUCAAAAGACAGCCUUUGUCAACUGUUGGAGCUUAAAUUGUCUCAAGUGCGAGAAAAUCCUGAAUUUCUUCAAAUGCGCCAGCAAUUACUUGAUGAACUUGAAGGUCAAGAAGAACUUCACUUGGUCGAAGUAAAUAAGCUUCGUAAGGAACUGGAGGCUAAGGAUACAAUAUGCCAUCAGUUAGAGCAUGAAGUAUUCGCAGUGCAGGAAAAUGCAGAGUUUAUUCAAAUGCGAGAACAAUUAAUGGAUAAUCUCAAAGAUCAAGAAGAACGUCAUUUACGAGAAAUAAGUGACCUUCGCAAGGUGCAGGAGGACAAAGAUAAAUUAUGCUUGGAGAAAGAGCAGGAAGCAGCUCAACUUCGAGAUCGUCUUAACUUCAACAUGUCUUGUCCCAUAUGUUUGGAGCCAUGGAAUUCUUCAGAACAUCGCAUGGUUGCGUUGUCAUGUGGUCACAUUUUCGGCGAAUCAUGCGCACGACAAUGCCUGCAAAGAAAUUCAAAUUGUCCAGAAUGUCGAGCUCCUGCUUCAGAAAAACCGUGAAUGGGGAUUCCCACCAACAAGUACGAAACCUAGACAUUUCUUUGUGUACACACUGGAGAGCUUCGCCGCAAAAUGAGAAUUAAACUCUCACUAGUGUGACCUUACUGCUGCUUUACCAUAUUCUUUUGACCAAUAUGGCAACUCUAUUUCCUGCUUUUCCAGUGAAUUCCCUAAUCUUUUUAGUGAGUCAGGAGCAUUGCGUGUUUAGCUCUUGUGAAUUGAAUAUUGACAACGCAGUUAAUUUUAAAAAUGGAGGAUCUGAAAAAAAGCAUUUUAGAUAUGAUGGCAGUAAAAUUGGACGAAGGUCUUAGGCUUCUGGAAAAUAGAGUUGCUAAUGUGGAAGUUAAGCAGAAUAACAAUAAUCCUGAGAGUUUCCAGUAUCAGCAAUUACUAGACGAUUUAAAACAAAACAAAGAUGAGAGUAAACUGCAAUUCGAAAAGAUUCAAAAGGAAGCUGAAGCAAUGAGUAUUAAAAAUGCUCAGCUUGAGCUCAAAAUUUCUGAUUUGCUUAAAAAUAUGGAAAAUCUUCGCAAAGAUGAAGGCGAUAAAGAAGAUCAGCUGCAAAUUCAAAAGGAACCUGAGGCAAACCAACGACAGCAAAUGCCAGACGAUCGACAAAAUCACGAAGAAGUUUCAAUGCACGAAGUUUAUAAGUAUCGUAAAGAGAUGGACGAAGAGAAUAAUAUGUGUCAUCAGUUAGAGCGAGAAAUAAAAGAUCUUCGCAAAGAGCUAGAGGCGAAAGAUAUUAUAUGCCAAGAUUUGGAACUUGAGGUAUCCCAAGUACGACAACACCCAGAAUUUAUUUUAAUGCGACAGCAAUUACUUGACGAUCUUAAAGGUCAAGAGGAGCUUCAUUUACGAGAAGUAAAAGAGCUUCGUAAGGAGCUGAAGGCUAAGGAUAAUAUAUGCCAUGAGUUAGAACUUGAAGUAUCCCAAGUGCGGCAAAAUCCAGAAUUUAUUUUAAUGCGACAGCAAUUACUUGACGAUCUUAAAGGUCAAGA
Messenger RNA from Drosophila albomicans, 2023 nucleotides. Its product is annotated as centrosomal protein of 164 kDa-like. The transcript is spliced from 3 exons. Gene Ontology annotation, cellular component: nucleus. The record is from RefSeq and is a predicted model, not a curated record. Bases 69 to 1022 code for a protein of 317 amino acids. Gene Ontology annotation, molecular function: ubiquitin protein ligase activity. Gene Ontology annotation, biological process: protein ubiquitination; interstrand cross-link repair. Lineage: Eukaryota; Metazoa; Arthropoda; Insecta; Diptera; Drosophilidae.